AUGCGUCGCGGUCUCUCUAUUUUCAUUGUGGUCAACUUGAUCAUUCUGCUCCUCCUCGUUAGAAGCGUCUAUACCCUCCUGACAUUGCUCGUCGAAGAUGCUUCAGCCGAUGCCAUCCACCGCGCCGAGAUCCCGUCGCCGAAUUCAAGCCUGAUUGAACAACGUCCGCAGGUCAUCCCCAAGAUCAUUCACCAGACCUACAAGAAUGAAUCUAUUCCGGAGGUGUGGAGGGAAGCGCAGCAGAGCUGCAUUGACCUGCACCCUGACUACGAAUACAUUCUGUGGACCGAUGAGAAGUCACGCAAGUUCAUUGCAGAAGAAUAUCCCUGGUUCCUCGAGACUUUCGAUAGCUACAAGUAUCCGAUUCAGCGCGCGGAUUCGAUCCGGUAUUUCGUUCUGGCGCAUUACGGAGGAACCUACAUUGAUCUUGACGAUGGUUGCAACCGUCGCUUGGAUCCUCUUCUCGCGUAUCCCGCCUGGUUGCGUCGCACUGCUCCCACCGGCAUCUCCAACGAUGCCAUGGGCGCCGUUCCCCAGCAUCCAUUCUUCCUUCGCGUUAUCGAGGCAUUACAAUCGUAUAACCGCCACUGGCUGCUCCCCUACGUCACAGUUAUGUACUCAACGGGCCCGUUGUUCUUGUCAGUGAUCUGGAAGCAAUACAUGCAAGAGCAGCGAAGCGACCUAGGCCGUGUCCGAAUUCUCAUGCAGGGAGAGUACAACAGAUAUUCGUGGAGUUUCUUCACACACCAUAUCGGCAACAGCUGGCAUGGAAAGGACGCAAGAUUGAUUUUUUGGAUGGGUGAACACUGGCUGUUCCUCACCGUCUGUGGGUUCAUUCUUGCUGGUGUUGCCGGAGUCGGAAUCUGGUGGGCCUACGGGAAAGUGCUACUAUUGACUUCCAAGUACCGCUACCAAUACUCGGUACUUCCUACAACCAACUCCCAAGCUGGUCCCUCUCCCAACUCGAGGUCCCGGCUCACGGUACCGAGACUAUUUCGGCAUGCGAGCUUCAAAAAGGACGAAGAGUCCGGGACAAUCACUGAGACUUCAUAUGAACUCUUUGGUCGGCGUGAUGAUUAA
Molecule: messenger RNA, 1080 nt
Organism: Monascus purpureus
Lineage: Eukaryota; Fungi; Ascomycota; Eurotiomycetes; Eurotiales; Aspergillaceae
Source: the annotation of a GenBank genome assembly